Wyeomyia smithii (pitcher-plant mosquito) is the source of this 792-nucleotide messenger RNA. RefSeq lists its product as uncharacterized. The transcript has a single exon. Bases 1 to 792 code for a protein of 263 amino acids. Lineage: Eukaryota; Metazoa; Arthropoda; Insecta; Diptera; Culicidae. Gene Ontology annotation, molecular function: nucleic acid binding. The record is from RefSeq and is a predicted model, not a curated record. Gene Ontology annotation, biological process: DNA integration.
AUGUCGAGAAUUCCGCUGCUUCGAACCGACCCAGAGAACGAAAUUGAAGAAUCAGACGUCGUUGAGUUGAAUCAAAUUGAAACUCUACCGUUAACUGCAGAAGAGUUAUCGCAAGCUACUUCCGGAGAUCCUUUAGUGAAGAACCUGGUUCAAGGUAUCAAAUAUGGCAAACUGGUAGAAGGGAAAGAUCGGUUUGGUAUCGAGCGAAACGAGUUUUCGCUACAAAAGGGUUGUCUCUUACGAGGGAUUCGUGUUUACGUGCCUGCUAGGUUGAGGAAGCGAGUUCUAGAUGAGCUACAUUCCACACAUUACGGGACUACCCGCACAAAAUCGCUCGCCCGUGGUUAUUGCUGGUGGAGUGGAAUCGAUCGCGAUAUUGAAGAAAUGGUGUCAAACUGCGCCGACUGCCAAAUAGUUAGAACAGAACCUGCAAAAAUGUCACUACACUGCUGGGAAACUCCAACUGAACCCUUCCAAAGAGUUCACGUUGAUUUUGCUGGUCCCUUCAUGGACACAUAUUUCUUCAUACUAGUUGACGCUUACAGUAAAUGGCCGGAAAUUAAAGUGUGCAAAUCAAUAACUGCUGAGAGUACGGUAAACAUGUGUCGUGAUAUUUUUAGUACUUUCGGUAUUCCGUCGGUACUCGUGAGCGACCACGGUGUCCAAUUUACUUCGGAAACGUUCCAGCUUUUCCUACGGAUGAAUGGUAUAGUCCAUAAAAUGGAGCACCGUACCACCCAGCAUCGAACGGACAAGCAGAGCGCUACGUUCAAACAAAACGAAAAUUCCUAA